Molecule: messenger RNA, 855 nt
Organism: Melampsora larici-populina 98AG31
Lineage: Eukaryota; Fungi; Basidiomycota; Pucciniomycetes; Pucciniales; Melampsoraceae
Exons: 5
Coding region: 1-855 (284 amino acids)
Biological process (GO): trehalose biosynthetic process
Molecular function (GO): catalytic activity
Source: RefSeq, a predicted model, not a curated record
AUGGCACUUUCCACGUUCGAUUGCGCAAGUUUCGUUGAAACCGCCAAAGAAUAUAGAGGAGACAGUGGAAGCGUUCUUCUUAUGUUUGAUGUUGAUGGAACGCUGAAAUCACACAUGGAUGGAAAUCGAAACAGAGUAGGAAGAUGGGUAGACAAAUUGCUUCAAGCCUUAUGCGACGAGCCGGGUUACCAUGUGUAUCUGAACACUGGGAAGUCCAGGGACUCUUUGAUAAGAAACUAUCGUGCAAUUACAAAUUUGGGGUGGUAUGGUGAACAUGGUGCGCUCUACAAAGCACCUACAGCCGCAUACCACGACUCUGAGUUUAUUGCAUACGACAAGAAUUGGGUCGAGACGACCAAGGAGCAACUUAAAACUAUUCGAAAUGAAAUGGGUUAUAGGCAUCCAAAUUGGCCAGGUAGAGGGAAAAUGGACCCAGAGAAACUUGCCACGAUCACCUUCACAACAAAGUCACAAAAUCACGAUUUCAACGAUUUCUGGACACGCAUCUCAAGUGAAUUAUCGGACAACGACGCCAGAGUGACUUAUCACUAUGCGAGCGGCACUUUGAUGGAGAUAACGCCCCCCGAUGUUCACAAAGGAACCGCGGUGGAGCAUCUGAGGGAUCAAAUUGAACAUCCGUAUCAUCUUGCACUUGCGGUGGGAGAUGAUGAGCGAGAUUCGGACAUGUUUCGAGCAAUCAAAACGUCCGGGAUUACCUCAGAUCCAUACACGGUCAUGAUCACCGAACAAGCGGGACCAGACACAGAGGCUCAGUAUAGGUUGGGGCAUUACUACGAGCUUUUGAAGAUGCUACAACAAUUGGUACCUGACUUUACCGACCCAUUCCCUGUGUAA